AUGCCGAACGAUGAGUUGCGACGGCUAUGCAAGCAGGAACGGCAAUUACAGAACGUGAUAGAUGUGAUGAAAGACUUCGUUAGAAAUUACCAAGAGCAGCGCGAUAACGGAUCCUUACAAAUGCGUAUGAAUAAGUUGGAUGAAGUGUACAACCUGUUUUGUGAAGUUCGAAUGCGUAUUGAUCUGGUUAUGGAAGACCAAGACCUUGGAGAGGAUUUGGUUGAUCCGGAUGAAUCAGAAGAAGCUCUGGCAACUAGAAUAGCGCGAACGAGAGCCAAAAAAGAGAAGGAAAACGAAGAGAUUCUAAAGAGUUUCAUAAAUGAAUACUUUCAGUUGAAACAUUCGAUGCAACUUCUGUUGAAUCCGCCUGGAUCUAGCUCCUUCGUUGUUCCAGCAGAACCACCCAAUCAACGUUUGCAAGCUCUCUCAAUGAUGCGUGUCAAACUUCCUGAACUCAAGCUCCCUACAUUUAGCGGAAAUCUGCGCGAUUGGAUCACUUUCCGAGACACCUUCAAGAAUUUGAUAUCAGACAAUACACAGCUUACCGACAUAGACAAGUUCACAUACCUACGAACGUCCUUGUCAGGAGAAGCGCUGCAGGAAAUCUCUUCGAUAGAACAGACGGCCGCGAACUAUUCUAUAGCUUGGAGAUGCCUAGAAUCUCGCUAUGUAAACAAAAAACUUCUUGUUAAAUCCCAUCUGGAUGCUCUACUAGCAAUCGAACCUAUGAAAAAGGAGAGCUUUGGAUCGUUAAACCACGUAAUAAACGAAUUUGACAAACAUUUGCAAAUGUUACAUAAGCUUGGUGAAAAUACGCCCGAUUGGAGCACUAUCUUAGCACAUAUGUUGGCUGGUAAGCUAGACACCACAACACUUCGCUUAUGGGAGACAGAACAUCGAUCACGCGAUGUGCCCAGAUAUUCCGCUAUAUUAGAAUUCCUAAAAAAUCAUUGUAUCGUUCUUCAGUCGGUAACUUCCGAUCGUUCAAUUUGUCAGUCGCAUGAAUUGAAAAGAUCAUCACGAUCUUUCAGCAGCUACACGAGUUCAGCUCAAGAAGGUUGUCCGUUUUGCGGUGAAGCUCUACAUCAAGGUUUCCAGUAUAAGAAGUUCAAAUCCAUGAAGGUAGAUGAAAGGAGGAAUGCAGUAAAGGCGAGUCGAUUGUGUUUUAACUGCUUGUCUCGUGGUCAUGUAUCCAAAUCCUGUUCUCGUGGAUCCUGUCGGCUAUGUGGUCAACAACAUCACACGAUGCUGCAUCAAGGUUCAACACAGCCUGGCAGCAACGCACCAGGAGUACUACCGAACAAACAACCGCAAUUGACCUCGCAAAACCCACACACGACUCAGACACCAUCAACCUCACACACAGAACCCAACACAAACUCAUCAGCAAUUAUCUAA
Molecule: messenger RNA, 1398 nt
Organism: Malaya genurostris
Lineage: Eukaryota; Metazoa; Arthropoda; Insecta; Diptera; Culicidae
Exons: 1
Coding region: 1-1398 (465 amino acids)
Molecular function (GO): zinc ion binding; nucleic acid binding
Source: RefSeq, a predicted model, not a curated record